Prunus armeniaca (apricot) is the source of this 555-nucleotide messenger RNA. NCBI's taxonomy places the organism in Eukaryota, Viridiplantae, Streptophyta, Magnoliopsida, Rosales, Rosaceae. The record is from the annotation of a GenBank genome assembly.
AUGUUGUACAAGGCGGUCCUCAAUCUCCCUUGUUUACCAUCAGACUAUUUUACAUUAAGGAAUCACCCCAACUACAUUAUUGUGCCAACUCAUCUUAAUCACUACCCCGUUGGUUACACGCCAAGUUCGUUGGACUUUCUAAAAUACAACCGUAACAUUGACGUACAUCCGAUCUCAAGAUGGACUAUCGCUCAAACAUAUUUGGCAAUAAAUGAUUUGGUGCCAAAUUUUUUGCCAUGUUUGUUCGAGGUGACGCAAAGUUCGUUGAACUUCCUAAAAUACAACCGUAACAUUGACGCACAUCCGAUCUCAAGAUGGACUAUCGCUCAAAUAGAUUUGGCAAUAAAUGAUUUGGUGCCAAAUUUUUUGCCAUGUUUGUUCGAGGUGACGCAAAGUUCGUUGGACUUCCUAAAAUACAACCGUAACAUUGACGUACAUCCGGUGACGCAAAGUUCGUUGGACUUCCUAAAAUACAACCGUAACAUUGACGCACAUCCAGUGAUGCAAACUCAUGUCAUAAUCAUACACGGAUACAGUGAUACAGGGAAAUGGUAA